Molecule: messenger RNA, 1116 nt
Organism: Fulvia fulva
Lineage: Eukaryota; Fungi; Ascomycota; Dothideomycetes; Mycosphaerellales; Mycosphaerellaceae
Product: Aquaporin-1
Exons: 3
Coding region: 1-1116 (371 amino acids)
Biological process (GO): transmembrane transport
Cellular component (GO): plasma membrane
Molecular function (GO): water channel activity
Source: RefSeq, a predicted model, not a curated record
AUGAAUAUCAACGCUCCGAUCAAAGGCGGUGCGAUUCCACUUCCGUUCACGAAAGCAGCCGAUCCCGAACGACGAAAAGAAGUCGACGACCACGUCAAUCGCAUACCAUUCGCCCACCGAAUCCCAGACGCCGCUCGCAAUCACUUCGUGGCCGCAGUCGGCGAGUAUGUCGGGACAGUGCUCUUCCUAUACUUUGCGCUCGGAGGAACACAAGUCGCAAACAACAUCCCGUCUUCAUCUGGGAUGACGGUGGCAGAGACUGGCAGCAAUCCUCAACAAUUGCAGUACAUAGCGUUGUCGUUCGGCUUCUCGCUGGCGGUCAAUGCGUGGGUCUUCUUUCGUAUUUCCGGAGGACUGUUCAACCCGGCUGUUACGUUUGGAAUGUGCUUGAUCGGUGCUCUGCCAUGGGUCAGGGGCGCUUUGCUGUUUGUUGCACAGAUCCUGGGUGGCGUGACAGCUGCGGCGCUCGUCAGCUGCAUGUUUCCUGGUCCGCUUACGGUUCAGACAUCGCUUGGGGGAGGCACCACUAUCGUACAGGGUCUUUUCAUCGAGAUGAUCUUGACGGCUGAAUUGGUCUUUACCAUCUUCAUGUUGGCCGCGGAGAAGCACAAGGGAACCUUCAUUGCACCAGUUGGCAUUGGUCUCUCGCUCUUUGUGACAGAGCUUGUUGGUGUAUACUUCACAGGAGGAAGCUUGAACCCAGCGCGGUCUUUUGGACCUGCUGUUGUCAACCGCAACUUCAAUGGAUACCACUGGAUAUACUGGGUUGGACCAAUCUUGGGCUCCAUCGUCGCCGCCGGCUUCUACAAGUUUAUCAAAGUCCUGGAAUAUGAGACAGCCAAUCCUUCGCAAGAUGCCGACAAAGACAUCAUGCGUCGGGCGGAAGAGCACGACUUCAGCCCCCCGAAUACUGCAAACGGUCGCCGCUCGCACACUUACGGCGACUUUGCCGAUAGCAAUGAGCAGAAGUCAAUUGAGUCUCUUCCGCGAGUACCAGCGGCUACCCGGACUGUGGCUGGACCAGACCGAGCUGCUGCUUCGAAUCUUGCGGUUCGCGGACAGCAAGAUGAUGGCUUGGUGAGAAGGCUUGACCGCGGUGCGAGUUACGCAGCUUGA